Messenger RNA from Oncorhynchus keta (chum salmon), 3752 nucleotides. Its product is annotated as sodium/potassium-transporting ATPase subunit beta-1-interacting protein 3-like. The coding region runs from base 219 to 806 and encodes 195 amino acids. The transcript has 7 exons. The record is from RefSeq and is a predicted model, not a curated record. Lineage: Eukaryota; Metazoa; Chordata; Actinopteri; Salmoniformes; Salmonidae. Gene Ontology annotation, biological process: regulation of sodium ion transport.
UACUAUGCCCCCUACCCUCCCCCUCGUUGUAACAACCUUAAGUGUUUUUCCUUCUCAGUUCGUUUUGUUCCACCGCUGCAAACCACGACACGUUCCCGGACCGGAAAGCUUGUUUGGAUAUGGGAAGGACUAUUCAACUUGCCCCCUAUGAAUUUAUAAAAAGUUGCUUUGCUGUUUCGAUGCGCCUAUUUGGAAGCCAUUUAUGCAGAUAAGAGAGAAUGGGUUGCUGUUCAGGACGAUGUAUGCUGAUCUUCCUCUGCACUCUCCAAGUGAUGACAGCAUUGGAGAGGCAGGCUUUUGACUUCCUUGGGUACCAGUGGGCUCCCAUCAUGGUCAACUUCCUGCAAAUAAUCAUGGUUAUCCUCGGCCUCUUUGGAACCAUCCAGUACAGGCCACGCUAUGUUGUUCUAUACCUGCUGUGGACAUUACUGUGGGUGGCCUGGAAUGUCUUUGUGUGCUGUUUCUACUUGGACCUGGGAGGCCUUUCCAAGGAGAGCGACCUGCUAUCCCUGGGUGUAUCCUCACACCUUUCAUGGUGGAAAGACAACGGGCCAUGCUGUGACGACAGGGACCUUCCUGCCACUAGGUGGCAGAGGAUGGAGAGCCCAGAACUCAUCUACACUCUGGGAUGCUGGCUGGAAUACCAAUACAUAGAGGUCCUACAUUGUAUCAUACAACUCCUAAUCUCUCUCUUGGGAUUCGUCUAUGCCUGCUAUAUGGUCAGCACCUUCACUGAGGAGGAGGACAGCUUUAAUUUCAUUGGUGGUGUCCAUUACCCAUCUAAGACAUCGCCACUGUAUUUAUAGUGUACAAUUGGGCUACUAUAAGUAAAGGCUUGCAAGUGGGUUGAAAAUGACUGACAAGCAAGGAGGGCAGAAGAGGAACGAGUGAGUGAAAUACCUACUUUGGAAGAGUGAAAUCACAUCUCCAGUCACUGAAACAGAAGACAUUCCUACACUGCACAAAAACAUAAUUCCUCAGCCUCCCGGGCACUCUUAAUGCAUACUAGCCUACACCAACAGUUCAGUGCAGUUAUGGUCAAUACUAGCCUGGUCCCAGGUCAGUUUGUACUUUUGCCUACUCCAUUUUCAUCUUCAAGCUGUUUGGCAUGACAAUUCCAUAAGUAGUUGGCAAGAGAGGAGAAACAACAGAGUGGCACCCUGCGGGCUAUACAGUAGGUCAGUACAGGUACAAUCAUAAAACUGCUGAUACUUCUGACAUAACAUGUAUCAGUGUAAAGGGAAUGGUAUGUGUUGUAUUUUUGGUAUUUGGAAUUUUAUUAGGAUCCCCAUGAGCUGUUGCAAAAGCAGCAGCUACUCUUCCUGGGGUCCACACAAAACAUGAAACAUAAUGCAGAAUGACAUAAUACAGAACAUCAAUAGACAAGAAGAGCUCAAAGACAGAACUACAUUAAAAAAAUUACAAAUGCACACGUAACCUACAUAUCAAUGCAUACACACCAACUAUCUAGGUGUUGCUUUAUCUGUUUUUUGAAACCAGGUUUGCUGUUUAAUUUAGCAAUAUGAGUGGUAGCCUGAUGCUUUGUAAUCACCAGGGAUGGGUCAUCAUUUGGUUUAUCAGGCUGUUACCACAUCACUGGAUGAAAACAAAUAACUAUUAUAUGAUGGAUUUUACUGUGUCACAGUCAUAGAACUGCCGUUUGACAAAAGUGCUGACAAAUCAUCACCACGAUUCCAACCUGGCCUAUUGACUUGCGCUGUCUUUCAGCUCCACCCAAACACGUGCACAAUGGUGUGCGCUGGGUUUUCUGUGCCCGUGUUUUCCUGUUUGGUUAUAGACUUCAAGUUUUUGGACUUGUCUUUUUAGUACUUCCAUGGUCCACAAUAUAGGAACCAGUUAUUUUAGGUCCUGUGGGCCUAUGCAAUGUUUGUGUAUGACUCCAGGUGAGGGUUGCUUGAAAGUGAACAAUUUGGGUGGAUAGAAUGAACAAAUAUUUGUUUUUGAGAAAAUAUCAAUGAGCCCAAAAAUGUUCUUUGUCCUGUGCACAUCAAAUCAAAUCAAAUGUAUUUAUAUAGCCACAUAUAGGCUACUAAACAUUUAUGCAUUGUCCCUUCCACCAGCACCAAAAACUACUGGCGUGUUACACUAGUGCAGUGUCGAGCGUCCUUAGCGCCACACCUAGCAGAGCAUCAGAGUAGGGGAAUUACUAUGCCCUAAUCAGGCAAUGGAGUAGGCAAAAGCACGGCUGAAGGAAGUUCCAUGCAAUUAGGAGUCUGUAUAAUACUGUACACUUUCUUGAAUUUGUUCUGGAUUUGGGGACUGUGAAAAGACCCCUGGUGGCAUGUCUGGUGGGAUAAGUGUGUGUGUCAGAGCUAUGUGUAACAAUUUGGGAUUUUCAACACAUUGUUUCUUAUAAAAAGAAGAAGUUAUGCAGUCAGUCUCUCCUCAACUCGUAGCCAAGAGAGACUGGCAUACAUAGUAAACUCGGCUAAAAAAGAAACGUCCUCUCACUGUCAACUGCGUUUAUUUACUGCAAACUUAACAUGUGUAAAUAUUUGCAUGAACAUAACAAGAUUCAACAACUGAGACAUAAACUGAAAAAGUUCCACAGACAUGUGACUAACAUAAAUGGAAUAAUGUGUCCCUGAACAAAUGAGGGGUCAAAAUCAAAAGUAACAGACUGUAUCUGGUGUGGCCACCAACUGCACUAAGUACCGCAGUGCAUCUCCUCCUCGUGGACUGCACCCAAUUUGCCAGUUCUUUCUGUGAGAUAUUACCCCACUCUUCCACCAAGGCACCUGCAAGUUCCUGGACAUUUCUGGGGGGAAUGGUCCUAGCCCUCACCCUCCGAUCCAACAGGUCCCAGACUUGCUCACUGGGAUUGCGAUCAGAGCUCUUCGCUGGCCAUGGCAGAACACUGACAUUUAACGACCGUUCCACAGGUGCAUGUUCAUUAAUUGUUUAUUGUUCAUUGAACAAGCAUGUGAAACAGUGUUUAAACCCUUUACAAUGAAGAUCUGUGAAGUUAUUUGGAUUUAUUUGGAAUUAUCUUUGAAAGACAGGGUCCUGAAAAAGGGAUGUUUCUUUUUUUGCUGAGUUUAGUUAUAUUAGCCCUCUGAUUACAAUUAAGAGCAAAACGUGCUGCUCUGUUUUGAGCCAGCUGCAGGUUAACUAUGUCUUUCCUUGCAGCACUGGACCACACGACUGAACAAUAAUCAAGAUUAGACAAAACUAGAGCCUGCAGAACUUGCUUUUUGGAGUCUGGUGUCAGAAAAUCAGAGCAUCUCUUUAUUAUGGCCAGAACUCUCCCCAUCUUUACAACCAUUGAAUCUAUAUGUUUGAUGACAUACAGUAAGUAGUGUCACUCUGUAAAAAUAUGCAUUUACACAUACUAUUGAAAAUGGACCAAACCCUAUAAUUGUGUGUCCUACAUUAAUGUUAAUGGAAAAUUUGCAUGAAAAUUUGAGUCAUGUGCAAAUUAUCAAAGUUAUGUAUACAGAUUUAUAGUUAGGAUUUGGACCUAUGUGAAGGUAUGCCUGUGUGCCUGUGUGUGUGUGUGCAGUUCAUACAUUAAAUUCCAGAUAGCAGAGGAAAAUAAAGACAUUUUAUUAACAAUCUUCAAUAUUGUGAUAGAAAUGAGCUAAAGUCAGUGGUUGUCAUGUAAAAAAGCAUCUUCUAAUUUUUUAGGCCUACCUCUGAAUUUUGUUUGACUUUGCGUGCCACUGAUGGAAAAAAAGACCCUGUCUGUAUCUUUAAGUGAAUUUUGUUUGAAUAAACUGCUUUUCUGUUAA